This is a messenger RNA of Lottia gigantea (owl limpet), 1035 nucleotides long. RefSeq lists its product as hypothetical. The record is from RefSeq and is a predicted model, not a curated record. Gene Ontology annotation, molecular function: cytokine activity; frizzled binding. Gene Ontology annotation, biological process: canonical Wnt signaling pathway; multicellular organism development; neuron differentiation. NCBI's taxonomy places the organism in Eukaryota, Metazoa, Mollusca, Gastropoda, Lottiidae. The transcript has 4 exons. Bases 1 to 1035 code for a protein of 344 amino acids. Gene Ontology annotation, cellular component: extracellular region.
AUGCGUGUACAGGGUGUUUUGAUUGGAUUAUACUUCUAUCUCAUUUUCCCUGCGAACAUUAUUGGUCUGUGGUGGGCAGUGGGUAGCCCCUUAGUAAUGGAUACUAACAGCAUAUGUCGUAAAACUCGUCGACUCGCCGGCAAACAACGUGCCAUUUGCCGGAAAGAGCCGGAAAUAGUCGAAGAAGUGGCAAAGGGAGCUAAAGUAGCGCUAAUGGAAUGUCAAUACCAGUUUCGUACGAGAAAAUGGAACUGCACGACAUUACGACGUUCGCUGUCCAAAAUAUUGCGACGUGAUACGAGAGAAGCAGCGUUCGUGUAUGCCAUAACAGCGGCCGGAGUAGUAUAUGCUGUAACGGAGGCUUGUAGUAUGGGGCGACUACUGCAAUGUACGUGCGAUAACAACCUGAGAGAUAUAGCCACGGACGGAGAAUGGGAGUGGGGAGGUUGUGGCGAUAACGUGGAUUUUGGAUAUCAGAAAUCGCGCGAAUUCAUGGAUGCACGUAGAAGGAAACGUCGCCGUGGUGAUGUCACAACAUUAGUACAGUUGCAUAAUAAUGAAGCAGGGCGGCAGGCUGUCAGAAAAUACAUGCGCAAAGAAUGUAAAUGUCAUGGACUUUCCGGUUCUUGUACUCUGAAAACCUGCUGGAGAAAAAUGCCAUUAUUUAGAGACGUCGGCAAUCGCCUAAAACAGAAAUUCGAUGGCGGGUCAAAGGUCAUCAGUUCGAAUGAUGGGAAAUAUUUAAUACCGGAAGGAGAUACAAUCAAACCGCCAUCAAAAGAAGACUUAGUUUAUUCGGAGGAGUCCCCGGAUUUCUGCCGAAGAAACAAAAAGGAAGGUGCGUUAGGGACGAGGGGUAGGGAAUGUGACCCCACGUCAAUGGGGGUAGGGGGCUGUGACUUAUUGUGCUGUGGUCGGAACUAUUCUAAAAAGCAAGUGACUAUUAAAGAAAAUUGUAACUGUCGUUUCAUGUGGUGUUGUGAGGUCAUAUGUGAAACGUGUCAGAAAAUUAAAACGGAAACGAGGUGCUUAUGA